AGUGGAUAUGGCGUCACUGAAAAGUGUAGGAGUCGAGAAACUUCACCCAUGUAAAUAACGUCAAGAAGAAAGCUCAGUGACACGCUGGAGGUAGCAAUACGCAGCAGUACAUAGCUAUAUUAACCAGCUUACUAACUAUGCCCCGGAAAAAGCCAUUUAGCAACAAACAGAAGAAGAAACAGCUACAAGUCAAACGGGACAGAAAGAGAGGUGACACAGGCUCAGGGCCGAACAGCCGCAAUGCCAGUGUGGAGCGAGGAGGGGAGAGACAGUCAGACACCUCAGACAGUGAGACCACUGAUGUUAGGAGAAUAAAUCAGCAGCCAUCCGGCAGAGAAAGUAGACAUGACCCAAACAGGUUUCGACUGCAUUUUGAGAGAGAGAGUAAAGAAGAUGUGGAAAAGGGGAAGAAGUUGGCCAGGGAGAAGGUACUGCAGCCAAUCUCGGAUAAGGAACUUGAGAUUAACAUCAAUGACAUCUUCCCCUCAGAUAAAGGUCUUGGUUUCCCACAACGGCCGGCUUGGAGUUAUGAGAUGACCCGGGAGAAUCUGCUUCGGAAAGAGGAGAAGUCAUACAGAGAAUAUCUGGACAACCUGCACGCCAAAAACGCAGCUGGGUCUCUCAGCCAUUUUGAGCACAAUCUGGAGACAUGGAGGCAGCUAUGGAGAGUGUUGGAGAUGUCAGAUAUCGUCCUGCUCAUUGUGGACAUCAGACACCCGGUGCUGCAGUUCCCCCCAACUGUAUAUCACUACAUCACAGGAGAUCUCCAGAAGCAGGUGAUCCUGGUGUUGAACAAAGCCGACCUGUGUCCUCCUCCACUAGUGAUCGCCUGGAAACACUACCUGACCUCACAGUUCCCCCACCUGCAUAUAGUCUGCUUCACCUCCCACCCUGGGCAGCCCUACAGCACAGUUCUCCAGAAGAAGAGAAUGAGAAAGAAGGCUGACUGGAGUCACGCUGGUGGUCCUUUAGAUAUCCUGAAGGCCUGUCAGGAGAUCACAGCAGGGAGAGUUGACCUAUCCAGCUGGGAGCAGAAAAUUAAGAGGGAUGCUGUUGCUGAGCAACUGGAUGGGGAGCGGCCUGAUGAAGGAGCGGAGUCUGUGCUGAUGGAGCAUCAGAGUGACCGGGCUAUGGACAUGGGCAGCCUUUCCCAAGAGCUCUACAAAGAUGGGGUUCUCACACUGGGCUGCAUAGGCUUUCCGAAUGUCGGCAAAUCAUCUGUUCUGAACAGCCUGGUGGCGAGGAAGGUAGUGAGCGUGUCUCGAACCCCAGGACACACCAAAUACUUCCAGACCUACUACCUCACCCCAACAGUCAAACUCUGUGACUGUCCUGGGCUGGUUUUUCCCUCCCUCGUGAACAAACAGUUGCAGAUCCUGGCUGGUAUCUACCCAAUAUCUCAGCUGCAAGAGCCUUAUAGCUCAGUAGGUUAUUUGUGCGCAAGGACCCCUUUCCUCUCAGUGCUGAAACUGAGACAUCCCAGCUUAAUGGAGAACAAACCCCAUCAGAGAAACGAGGGGUCUGAGAACCUCAGCUGGACUGCUUGGGAUGUGUGUGAAGCAUGGGCGGAGAGGAGAGGCUACAAGACGGCAAAAGCAGCUCGCAACGAUGUCUACCGCGCAGCAAACAGUCUCCUGCGGUUGGCAAUUGAUGGCAGGUUGUGCCUCUGCCUGAGACCACCUGGUUACAGCUGCUUGAGGGAGCACUGGGAAAAUCACCCAGAUUUGUCAGAGAUCAUUGCUCUGCAAGGAAGGACAGCAGCGGAGGGAGAUGUAGACAGAGACAACGACGACGAUGAUGAUGACGGAGAAUCCAGUACGGAACCAGAGGAAGAGAGAGACCGGGACGCGGACGAUGAUGAGGAUGGAGACGAUGAAGACGAAGGCCUGGUACAACCAAAGCAGAAGGAAGAUAAGCCUUCUGGUUUCACUGUCAACAUGUACAAUGUCCUCCGUGAAAAUGAGUGUGAGUGAUAACGGGGGUAAAGACAAGCAGGAAGACAUAAGUUGUUCCUCUUCCCUGACUCCUCCCCGUUAAUCCCAGUACACUUAUCUUUUUUUCUUCUUCUUUGCAUCUCCACUCCUCAUUUCAUUCGUCUCUGUACUUAAUUGACCCUGUCUCCCUCCUGCCUCAUGCUGUGCCUCAUCCAUGGCACUUGUCCUUUAGCGUUGCUUUUAGGAGUUGGUUUGAUUUAGUGUAUUUCUUUGCAUGUAGCUCUCGGAAGCAAGUGAACCAAGUAACUUCCCUCAGCCUGGAAUAAGAAACCAACUGGUUUUAAAUGUCUUUAUCCGCAAGUGACUAGACAGCUGACAUGCCAAAGUUCAAGAAAGGAUGACAAAAAUUAGAUGCACUGUUGAUAUGAGGUCAUUCACUGAAUUAGCCAUUUGGCUCUUAGAGCAGCUGGAGAUUUAGGCCCAAGACUCUAAAUCUUCUUUAUAGACCACAACUGUGGUUAAAGGGUGUGGGGAUGGGAUGUGAGAGAUUUUAGGCCAUAAAAGUGGACAAAUAAAAUCAAUAUUUUACACUUGCAGCUCUGCCGGUUAACAGUAUUAUGGCUUUAAGGUUAAUUUAUCUGAACUUGGUCUUCAUUUAGAUAAAUCUGUAUUCAAUGAGUGACAUUUUAUUUGGUGUGGUUCUACACCAUCUGCUGGAAUAUUCUAAGCGUGCGUGUGUGUGUUGUGGUGAAUCCUGUAUUGCUGGGCAAGGCUUUUUCAGGAAGUGGACUUGUAGUGUUUUAACUACUACAGAUAUUAUCUUUUGAUGCUGAUGAUCUACUGUAUUUAGUACAGGACUUUGGCCACACUCAAUUAGAUCAUUUGUUCAUGGCAGCGCAGCGGGUUUGUUAAACCGAAAAUGCUUAACGAUCAAUGACAGGAUUAUUUAGACAUUCUGGGAAAUCCUUUCCAAGAAGCAGAGGACCAGUUUGAUGAAGUUAUUUAUAAAAGCUUGGCUUAGCACAAACACUGGAAGAGGGGUGAAACGGCUAGCUCAUCGAGGUCCAGAGGCAGAAAAACACGCUUGCCAGGGCUUCUGAUAUUUACAGUAUCACAUUAUUAUUAUUAGUUUAAAAUAAUCCAGUAAACAUCCCCUGGGAAAACCCAGUGUGAGAUUCCAUAUGAAUCAAGAAAACCAGCUCAACGUGUUAGUGAGUUUUGCAUAUGCGUAUGUAUUUACAGUGCAGAUAUGGGUCAUAUGAAUCUUUUCAUCUGACUCUUUACAUUGAAGUGAAUACGCGUGUUUACCGAAACGUUGAACUUCCUUUCACCACACAGAAAGAGAGAUUAGUCAACUUUGCUUCCAUCAUUACAAACAACAUUACACACUCCAUCUGUGUUCUCGCUAACUAACUUCUACACAGGGCUCAACUUCAAAGUCACAUCUCUUAAUGCUGUUGAGACACACGCUGCAGACUAUUCUGUGUUCAUCAAUGUCAAGUUUUCAUCAUUUUCUGUUAACUAGAUUUGGUAUUUUAUUUUGCUGUUGACGAGCCCCUCACUCUCUCAUUCUGUGUGAUGGUCCCGCUGCAAUCCUGAGUGCUGUAAUAUUGUGUGCUGUUGUACCUCAUUCAUGUGUUCACCGAAGGAACUCUACAGCACCGUGCUGUGUUACUGUGUAAUGCAUCACACUGCAGUCAUUUCUACCAUGGGUGCAGUGUACAAGCAGACCCACAACACUACCAUGCUACUAGGAGCACAACAGACUUUUACUUUACGUGUCGACGGGAAAUUAUUUUUGUUGGCAGUAUUAAAACUGACAGCCUCUAGUUUGAAGGAUUGAGGUGUUUUCAGGCUGUUUGCUGCAUUCCUCAUUUCAUUCCUAGUAGAGCUAAUGAUGACUUGACUGCUUUCUGCAAUAAAAGAACAAUUCAUCUAAACCAUA
Messenger RNA from Pungitius pungitius (ninespine stickleback), 3879 nucleotides. It is a transcript of the gene gnl1, whose product is annotated as guanine nucleotide binding protein-like 1. Lineage: Eukaryota; Metazoa; Chordata; Actinopteri; Perciformes; Gasterosteidae. The record is from RefSeq and is a predicted model, not a curated record. Bases 138 to 1973 code for a protein of 611 amino acids. Gene Ontology annotation, molecular function: GTP binding; GTPase activity. The transcript has 12 exons.